This is a messenger RNA of Syzygium oleosum, 1410 nucleotides long. Its product is annotated as aspartyl protease family protein At5g10770-like. Gene Ontology annotation, molecular function: aspartic-type endopeptidase activity. The transcript is spliced from 3 exons. Gene Ontology annotation, biological process: proteolysis. The record is from RefSeq and is a predicted model, not a curated record. The coding region runs from base 1 to 1410 and encodes 469 amino acids. NCBI's taxonomy places the organism in Eukaryota, Viridiplantae, Streptophyta, Magnoliopsida, Myrtales, Myrtaceae.
AUGGCUGCUUUGUAUGUGCGCAACUGCAUGAGGACUUUACUCUUUGUUUCUCUUCUCAGUCUCGUGUUCUCCUUGGAUAAGGGUUAUGCACAGAGAGUGCAAUACAAGCCGGAGAGCCACCACAUCUUCCAAUUCAGCUCUCUAUUACCUUCUGCUUCUUGCACAUCUUCAGGUGGUAUCCGGAAAUCGUCCCUAGAAGUAGUGCACAAGCACGGUCCAUGCUCUUCGAAUGCUCAAGCCAAGCCUAACGCGCUCAACUACACGAAAAUCCUGGUUGGAGACCAAUUGAGGGUUGAUUCGAUUCGAUCAAAGAUCUCGACGAGCUUAGGAGGCUCAAAGGUCACUCUCCCGGCCAUGCUCGGCAUCCCAUUCGACACGGUCGAGUACGUUGUGACCGUUAGCAUCGGCUCGACACAGUCAAACCUCACGCUCAUCUUUGACACAGGCAGCGACCUCACUUGGACUCAGUGCGAGCCUUGCUCAUACUGCUACCCUCAAUCCCAGCCGAUCUUCGACCCAUCUCACUCCUCGUCCUACGCUAAUAUGCCGUGUACCUCACCUGUGUGCAGUGCUUCUGGAUCAGCUAUUUCAACAAGUUGCUUGGGCUCGACUUGUUAUUACCAAAUAAGUUACGGCGACAGUUCGUCUUCGUCCGGGAACCUUGCGACAGAUACGUUGACGUUGACGUCCAUGGAUGUGAUAAGCAACUUCCAAUUCGGGUGCGGUGAAAUCAAUUAUGGCCUCUUUGGCGAAGUGGCCGGCCUGCUUGGCCUUGCCCGGGACGGCUUGUCGAUCGUGGGACAAACCGCCAGCAAGUAUGGCCAAUAUUUCUCGUAUUGCUUGCCCUCAUCGUCCAGCUCAACGGGGUACUUAACAUUUGGCAACACUAGUGAAUCGCCAAAGUCAUCAACCUUCACAACGAUGGCAACAAUUCCAGGAAGCCCAUUUUUCUAUGGCAUCAACAUAAUGGAAAUUGCUGUAGGAGGGACUACAUUGCCAAUCCCGUCGACAGUCUUCACAAACGCAGGGGCGAUCAUCGACUCUGGGACCGUGAUCACGCGACUGCCCCUGACGGCGUACAAUGCCAUGAGGACGGCUUUCCAGAAAGAGAUGGCGAGCUACAAGAGGGCACAGGGUGUCGGAAUCUUAGACACGUGCUAUGAUCUCCGCAACACACAAUCGGUCGUGGUCCCAAAGAUAGGGUUCACUUUCAGCGGAGGGGUGUUCGUGGACUUGGACCGUAGCGGCAUAUUGUACACCAUAAGCGAUGCGCAGGUUUGCCUUGCGUUCGCGCCGAACAGUGAUGACACCGAGAUCGCCAUUUACGGAAACGUGCAGCAAAAGACGUUCGAGGUGAUCUAUGAUGUUGCCGGAGGACAACUAGGUUUUGCCCCUAAUGGUUGUCCAUAA